Scophthalmus maximus (turbot) is the source of this 3815-nucleotide messenger RNA. RefSeq names its product solute carrier family 2, facilitated glucose transporter member 11-like. Gene Ontology annotation, molecular function: hexose transmembrane transporter activity. The record is from RefSeq and is a predicted model, not a curated record. The transcript is spliced from 2 exons. NCBI's taxonomy places the organism in Eukaryota, Metazoa, Chordata, Actinopteri, Pleuronectiformes, Scophthalmidae. Gene Ontology annotation, cellular component: membrane. Gene Ontology annotation, biological process: monosaccharide transmembrane transport. The coding region runs from base 226 to 1884 and encodes 552 amino acids.
UCCAUGUCACGCAGAUGUUGCGUGGGUGAUUGCCAGGAAGUCGCCUGACAGGUCACACCGCCAGCACAGCUGUCAUGACUGAAACUAGACCGGCGAAAUCUAAUAUUAACUCGGCCGAAUCGAACUUCGAGGUCGUUUAAGGGACUGCAUGCUGAGCGACACACAGAGAGAGAGGAGGACCUUCACCAUCACGCUUGUGUCUGCUCGGGGACAGCUGGUCCGAGGAUGAACUCUGAAACAGAGCCGGAGGAAACCAGCACGCCGCCGGCCAGUGGCAGGAUCCUUGCGUUGACAGUGUGUUCUGCGGCCAUUGGAGGCACCUUCCAGUAUGGCUACAACAUCUCCAUCAUCAACGCUCCUACUGCCUACGUCCAGGGCUUCAUCAACGACACCUACGUGGGCCGUUGGGGCAGUGGCUUGGACACCUCUCGGGUGACCCUCGUGUGGACUCUGAUCGUGUCCGCCUUCUCUCUGGGUGGUUGGCUGGGUGCGCUGCUAGCGGGGCCCAUGGCAGUCCACUUUGGCAGGAAGAAGUCGCUGCUCCUGAACAAUCUCUCCCUGUUUGCUGGCACUGUGCUGGUGCUGACGUGCAGGGUGGCAAAGUCCUUCGAGAUGGUCGUCCUCGCUCGAUUUCUGGUGGGGAUCAACUCGGGCGUGAGCAUGAACAUCCAGCCUAUGUAUUUUGGCGAGAGCGCCCCCAAACACCUCAGAGGCGCCGUGGCUUUUUCCUCCGCCGUUUUCACCGCAUUUGGGAUCUUCUCGGGCCAGGUUGUGGGACUCACCGAGCUGCUGGGCACGGAGCCUCUUUGGCCCUACCUGCUCGCAAGUAACGCUCUGCCUGGGUUGAUCCAGCUGCUCACCCUGCCCUGGUUUCCGGAAAGCCCCAGAUACCUGCUGAUUGACCGAGGGGACAGAGAGGCGUGUCUCCAGGCUCUCGGAAGACUCCGCGGUGGGGAGGCUCCUGUCCUGGAGAUGGAGGAGCUGCUUCAGGAGCAGCAGCAGCAUCAGCAACAGUCAACGGCCUUAAAAUCCGGAUCGCCCGCUUCUGCCAAGACGCCCUGGGCCCUGUUCAAGGACCGUGGCCUGCGGCGCCAGCUCAGGACAGUCAUGGCCGCCAGUAGUGCCAUGAUGCUCUGCGGCAAUGACUCCAUCUACUUCUACGCCUCCUACAUCUUUCUCGCAGCGGGUGUCCCUUCAGAGAAGGUCCAGUAUAUCACCAUUGGCACAGGGGCGUCUGAGCUAACUGCUUCUAUACUGAGUAACCUUCUGAUUGAACGCGUGGGCCGCAGGUACCUUCUUGUUGGAGGGUACGGUCUAAUGUCUUGCUGGAGUGUAGUCUUCACUGUGGCUCUCACCCUGCAGGGCCGCGGGGUGGCCGGGAUGCCCUACCUCAGCAUGGCUUGUGUUUUUGCCUACAUCCUCAGCUUCGGCUUAGGCCCCGCAGGGGUGACGGGGAUCCUACCAGCUGAGAUCUUCGACCAGGCGGCUCGUCCGGCAGCGUACAUGGUCGCUGGCUCAUUUAUGUGGAUCAGCCUGUUCUUGGUGGGAAUGCUGUUCCCCUUCAUCGUCAGCGGCCUGGGGAACUUCUGCUUCCUGCCUUUCCUGGUCGUGUGUUUGGUGUCCGCUGUGUUUUUGGGGCUCACCUUACCAGAGACUAAAGGCAAGACGCUAGCUGAGAUUACUGCAGCGUUUGAGGGGAAAAACGAAACCAGCAGAGGGAAGUCAAAGAGGCAGGUGGACGAGCCCAUUGUGAAUCACUACCAGCUGGGUACAGCCUGCUCCUUCACUAACCUCACGCAAGAGCCCGACCUGAACAAAACGAAUGGGGACAUAAGUUUGACAUGUUCCACUGAGAAUGAGAUGAAUCACACUGAGCCUUCAUAGUCACUUGAUGCACUUUCAGAGUCGGAUAAUUUACUAUGGGUCCUAUUUAUUUAUUUAAAGAUGAUCUCUAUCUUAUAGCUGAUCGUUUAAUUUGAGUAUGGUUUCGUUAGCCGAGGCCUGCUGCGAGUACACACAACACAAACAAAAAGGCAAAAGCGCCGCUAAUACACACCAAACAACCAAAUGCUGCGAGUCGCACAUACGGCAACAGCAGUGUUUCCAGGGUACACAGAGAAGUGAUGAGCCCCCGGCUGUGAAGAGCUUGUUGUGCUCAUUUUUCAAACACCACUGAGGAGUAGCUGAUUUCAAUAUCUACAAAGCAGUUCACAUCGAGUGUCGCACAACCGGGUUCAUCACUUGUUUUUGUGUCCUCUGGAAUCGUUCCCAUCUGUGCUACUUGCAGCACGACUUGUAUUUGGUUGUGUGUAUUUGUAUCUCAUGCGUUGUCCCAUUUUGCUUGUGUUGUGUCCAUUUGCAUGUGUUUCCUUGCGUCGCUGUGCGAUGAGUUCUCUCUGCCAUAAAGAAUCAAUCAGGUGUCCUUUCUUUCUGUCAUGAUUCUAGUUUAUGUUUUCCCUCAUUUACAUGACUAUAGUUUUUGAAUCACUGUACUUUCAUUUGAAGCCAGUAUAAAGAAAGAAGGAAAUUCACCUGGCAGCAUGCAAAGAAACGGAGUGAACUGUUUGCAAACAGAUGCAUGUGCUUUAUUUAUUGUCCUGUGCCCUUGAACUAAGUAAUUGUCUUGACUUGUAAUGUGUUUCUGAUGUCGAGGAAGCAGUCAAGACAAUACUAUAUCUCAAAUGUAGCAUCAUAACCAACAUUCAUACCACAGAUAUCUCAAGCUCUGAUAGGGGGAUUUGCAGUCGAGUGGGAAGUCGUUUAAAUCACAUGUAUUAAUGGCUUACAGCACUGCACUUAUAACGUUGCUUGUUUGUUGUGCAAUCUGAUUAUAUUCUCUGUUUUGUCGACAUGUCUGUCCAGCACAGGGAUCCACGCCCACUGUGCAUUUUUGAUUGCAGUGGAAAUAUUCACACCACACUGUGGCAGCUUUAAUGUGAGGACAUCAAUCAUCUACCAUUUGUGCUGUUUUUGUAAUUCAUGCGUCAACUGUGCUGUGUAUUUGAACUAUAUUAGUUAUACUCGCAUUUAUUUGCAUCACAUCCAUCAUGACAUUUAUUUAUUUACUGAAGUGACAUCCCCCCGAAAAAACUAUGACGCUACUAACAGCAUGCACAACAACAACAACAACAACAACAACAACAACAACAGCUUCACCACAGUUUGAAAACCUUUUCUUUGAACUCAAGUUAUGAACGUAGUCCUCAUAAUCGUCCAGUAGGUGUCAGUAUUGUGACAGCUCUUGACUUGCUCUCCUUUGCACUCAAAUCUAAAGCUGUAUGAUGUCAAAAUGAAUCACAGAUGUUAGCACGCAGGCGAAAAUGACACUUUUGAAUUCAACAGCUGUCGGCUCACAACCCCUCCCAGCCUUCUGUUGACCAUCUGUCUUAGCGUCUGUAUGUCCCCUUUAUCAAAUCGACCAUGUCACUUAGUCAAAUCUUAGAAUCGCAGAUAUUUAUUGUUUGACAGCUUCUAGAUGAAGAUAACAUAAAAUGCAAAUAUGCCAAAUAUUUAUGUAUAUUACAAGUAAUACAAAUCACCUUUUUAUUAUGGGAAAAUUCUCCUUACCUGCUAGAUGUCUUUUUUUUUUUACACUGCUGAAGCAUUAAGUGAAUGGCAAUGUAUUAAUUGAAUGACACUGUAGUCUAUCCAAAGCAUGUCAUGACUGUAAGGAUUUGAUCAAGAUCACACUGUGUAAUGGCUGUAUUAUGUUGUUGAAAAAUGUAUUGUUCUAUGACUGAAUUCUAUUUAUUCAAUGCAAAAAACCCUUUUGGGGGUACAAUAAUAAAACAUGCCCGACUGUUUUUUUAAUUACA